Molecule: messenger RNA, 230 nt
Organism: Staurois parvus
Lineage: Eukaryota; Metazoa; Chordata; Amphibia; Anura; Ranidae
Source: the annotation of a GenBank genome assembly
AUCAGUGCCAGUCAGUGCCACCUAUCAGUGCCACAUAUCAGUGCAACCUAUCUGCGCCGCCUAUCAUUGCCAUCAGUGCCUCCUCAUCAGUGCCCAUCAGUGCCACCUAUCAGUGUCCAUCAGUGCAGCCUAUCAGUGCCCAUCAGUGCAGCCUUAUUAGCGCACAUCAGUGAAGGAGAAAAAUCACUUAUUUACAAAAUUUUAUAAAACUAUGGGAUUCGAAUCAACAA